Messenger RNA from Fusarium musae, 645 nucleotides. RefSeq lists its product as uncharacterized. The coding region runs from base 1 to 645 and encodes 214 amino acids. The transcript has a single exon. The record is from RefSeq and is a predicted model, not a curated record. NCBI's taxonomy places the organism in Eukaryota, Fungi, Ascomycota, Sordariomycetes, Hypocreales, Nectriaceae.
AUGGCUUCCGACAAGAUGAAGUCGUCCCCUCCAAAGCCCUCUAUCCCCAUCGCCAUCCCGGCCGGCAGAAAUCGUGCCCUUACCGUCGACCAGCUUCCUCAACAUCAUCCUCCCUCCCGUCCCUCAAUCCUACCUCAAUUUCGGAUACCUCAAAGCGACGCUGCCGCUCCUCCCGAUCCCCGCAAGACCGUCAACAAGGAAGACCCUCUUCGCUACGUCGACUCCCUCAAACUCCAAGUCGUCCGCAACCAGCGCGGCGAAACUCUCGGCCUCAAAGUCGUCGACAUCAACGCCGUCAAACCCGAACGAGCAAACGUUUGUGCCCAUCUUCACAUCGGCAAGGAAAAUUCCGGUCUUGUGUUUGAUGUCGAGAGCGCUGAGGCGAUGAAGGAGCUGUACUCCAAGGCGUCGUUGACGAUGGCCUCGGACAGGAUCAUGGGGAUUUUGUUUGCACCGCCCGGGGUGGAAGCUGGGGGUAUUGCUAGGGAUGCCGAUUGGUCGUUUUUGUAUGAUGAUGUUGGAGGGGGCCAUGCGAAAGACGAAAACGUGAAGGAGGGGAAUGUGAAGGAGAGUAGGGAUCAGGGUCGGUCAGAUGCUCGUUCCCGGCUUCCCUUGCAUAUGAGGGAGCUUAACCUCAAGGAUUAA